Messenger RNA from Microthlaspi erraticum, 963 nucleotides. NCBI's taxonomy places the organism in Eukaryota, Viridiplantae, Streptophyta, Magnoliopsida, Brassicales, Brassicaceae. The record is from the annotation of a GenBank genome assembly.
AUGGAAUCUGAAAUCGCCUCAGAGCAUCUUCCCUUCCUCCGAAUCUACAAAGACGGUCGUAUCGAGCGACUCACCGGCACCGAAAUCAUCCCGGCGUCACUAGACGCAACUAACGACGUCGUUUCCAAAGACGUCGUGUACUCCCCGGAGCAUAACCUCUCCGUCCGUCUCUUCCUCCCUCACAAAUCCACAGAGCUCGCCGCCGGUGACACCAAAAAGCUUCCGUUACUCAUCUACAUCCAUGGCGGAGCUUGGAUCAUCGAGUCUCCUUUCUCUCCCGUUUACCACAACUACCUCACGGAGAUUGUGAAAUCCGCCAACUGCGUGGCGGUUUCGAUCCAGUACCGCCGUGCGCCGGAGGAUCCGGUUCCGGCGGCGUACGAGGACUCGUGGUCCGCGAUUCAGUGGAUUUUCUCGCAUUCCGGUGGAUCUGGUCCCGAGGAUUGGAUCAACGAGUACGCCGAUUUCGGUAGAGUUUUCAUCGCCGGAGAUAGCGCCGGAGGUAAUAUAUCGCAUCACAUGGCGAUGAGAGCCGGUAAGGAGAAGCUCGAGCCUAGAAUCAAAGGGAUCGCGGUUGUGCAUCCAGCUUUCUGGGGAACAGAUCCGGUCGACGAGCACGACGUGCAAGACAGAGAUAUGAGAAGCGGGAUCGCCGACGUUUGGGAGAAGAUCGCGAGCCCGAAUAGCGUGAAUGGCACCGACGAUCCGUUGUUUAACGUGCUCGGAUCCGAAUCGGAUUUUUCGGAGAUGGGAUGCGAGAAGGUUUUGGUGGCGGUGGCCGGGAAAGAUGUGUUUGUGCGGCAAGGAUUGGGUUACGCGGCGAAGCUGAAGAAGAGUGGGUGGGGAGGAGAUGUGGAGGUGGUUGAGGAAGAAGAAGAAGGACAUUGCUUUCAUCUCUUAACUCCUGAUUCUAAAAAUGCUCCUAAAUUCUUGAAGAAACUUGUGGAGUUUAUAAUCGGUUGA